CGUUGCCCCGUUGAUCCAACCUAGUGGCAAGACAGUGGUGUCCCAGCAACGUAGUGUAAAUAUCGAGUUAUAUUUUUAUUCUAGGUAGUAUGAGAGAGCAUCAGAGAAAUGAAUGAAACAUCAGUUAGUUAAAUACAAAGACUGGGACUGCACUAGCUGAUCCAAUAUUAGCAACAUAGCACGGGUAAUUACAGGGUCACAGCCGAUGGUUGCUUGCUAGCCAAUGGGACUAUUUGACAAGUUGGUCGGAUGGCUGGGCUUAAAGAAGGAGGUGAAUGUGCUCUGCCUGGGCCUGGACAACAGUGGCAAAACCACCAUCAUCAACAAACUCAAGCCUUCCAAUGCCCAGGUGCAAGACAUUGUUCCAACAAUUGGCUUCAGUAUAGAGAAGUUCAAGACAACCAGUCUUUCAUUUACCGUCUUUGACAUGUCCGGUCAAGGCAGAUACAGGAAUCUUUGGGAACAUUACUACAAGGAAGGGCAAGCUAUAAUAUUUGUCAUUGAUAGUGCAGACAAGCUAAGAAUGGUUGUAGCCAAAGAAGAAUUGGAAACAUUAUUAAAUCAUCCCGAUAUUAAACACAGGAGGAUCCCCAUCCUUUUCUUUGCUAACAAGAUGGAUGUCAGAGAUGCUCUGUCUUCUGUCAAGGUCUCACAGCUGCUCUCUUUGGAGAACAUCAAAGACAAGCCCUGGCACAUCUGUGCCACUGAUGCUAUCAGAGGAGAAGGUUUACAAGAAGGAGUUGACUGGCUGCAAGAUCAAAUCAAAACAAUGAAAACAUGAGCGCAUGAGGAGCAACCACCAGAAUAACCAUCAGGAUUCACAGAUAUUUUUUAAAAUAAUUGUUUUGCUGUUUUUGAGGCACCACUUGAAGCAGAUGCUGUUUCUGAUGACAUAUAAGUGUUAAAACAAAAAAUGCAAAUGUCCAAAAAGCAAGGGGACCAGAGUUUCGCUUGGUUAGAGAAGUGCACAAAACGCAGCAGGUGGACUUGGUAAAUGCUUCCUAUAAAAGUUUUAAGAUUCGUUAAGAUGCAUUGUUGUUUGGGUAAAUUUUACUUCAUUGUAAAAAUCAUUGGGAAUCAGAAGAAAAACGAGGCAAAAUGCUCUCAGAUUCCUGCCUUUUUCAAAACUACAUUGGCUGUUUUGUGUUUACACUAACAACAGGCAUUUUGUCCUCACUUCACAUAAUUUAGAAUGGAGCUCUGCUCAAUUUGAGGCAAAGUUUCUCUAGGACAAUAAACAAAAAAUAAAAAAAAAAUGAAAAAGAAAUUAAGAAAACUGCAAAUAUAAGUCAAAAUGAGUCUCUGCAAAGCUGUAUUCCAACCUCCGUUCUUUUGGGCUUGAUUCCAUUUCUAAUGAACAAAGAUGUAAGCAUUCAAAAAGGCUGCUUUCAGUUCACUCUCAAUACUUCAAUGAAUCAAAGGCAGACCAGAAAGCAUAAAAUUACAGUCUAUACAAAAGAUAUAUUUUUUUGUUGUUGUUCUUGUUUGUUUAAGGCUUUGAUCUUUUUAUAUAGACUGACCUAGAGCUUGCCAUAAAAGCAGCUUGUUUCGUCCAUAUUAGCCUAUGCUACUUCAGCCCUGGUUUCUAAAAAUGUUUUCUGUGUUUUUAAGCCUUUUUUGGUUACAAUUAAUCAGUUUGAUAGAUAGAUAGAUAGAUAGAUAGAUAGAUAGAUAGAUAGAUAGAUAGAUAGAUAGAUAGAUAGAUAGAUAGAUAGAUAGAUAGAUAGAUAGAUAGAUAGAUAGAUAGAUAGAUAGAUAGAUAGAUAGAUAGAUAGAUAGAUAGAUAGAUAGAUAGAUAGAUAGAUAGAACAUAACUAAGCUCACAGAUUUAAAAGUGGCAGCUACAAAGGCUUCAGGUUGCAUUUAUUUCUAAGAAAUAAUCUGACUUUAAUGCACUAAAUUCAAAUCAACACAUUUCUUUAUUUUAAUCCUUUAUCUAUGCUCUGUCAAAGGCUUGUGAAUUGUGGCUAAAUAAUGUUUAGCAGCAAAAGCCAAACAGAAACAACUUUUUCUAUCAUCAUUUUCAAUGUUGUGCUCCUGCAACAACUCAGAAACUAACUGUUCCAAAAGCAAGACUUUAUUGAACUAAUUACAGCUUGUGUUAUGUCAAAGAGGUUUUCUUUAAUGUGGAUUGCGUGUAACUAAAAUGGUGCAGAUGGAGGUAGCUGUUUAAGUAACAAUCAGGUAUUUGUAAAACAUAAUGGUAGAUGUGAAGUAGCUCGUACUUGUAUAGCAUAUAAAGUUCAGAGAACCCCAAAGCUCUUCACACAUCCUCACACACAUAGAACAUACUCUGAACUAUUAAAACCUUAUCAAUUUGUUUAGAUAGUUAGGGAUCAUAUGCUAAAAAAAAAGUCUGUGAUAGUUGUCAGGAAAGCAUAGCAAAAUAUGUUUUAAUUUAUGUUACUUAUUUAAAAUGUUCUGUCUGACACUCUGAUGCUGUGUUUGUUGUGAAAAGCUGGCGCACGUUAGUCUCAUACAUCAGAUGCCAAUGCUUUUUCUUCAGCGCUUCAUCUGUGAAACAACCAAAUCAAGAAAACUCCUGCUUACUAUAAGUGAAAACCAUGUGGAUUUGGAAUAUUUCUGUGAUUGUAAAAUAUCUUGACUUGCUGUAAGGAGUUUAGUCAGCAUCUUGUAGAGAUCUCAGGUCAUAUCUGAAGGUCAUCUGUCCUUGAUUAAUAAUGUUUUAUAUUUUAAACCGAUAUCAUUUUUAGAUUAUUUGCUGAAACUGCAUUUUUGAAAAAGCCUGUUUCUAUUUUAUUCUGUGUUUUAAUUUUCAAAUAAUAAAUUUUGUGGAAAUCCAACAUUUCUUCAUGUUCAGGUGUUAUGUUCAUAUUUCAGAUGUUAUCCCAAAUCUUGUGUCUCUUUCCAUCUCUCUUCCUUUUAUUCAGGCUUUUUUAUUUUUUUUUGGAGAUCUUCUGGAGCUGCCAGCAACAGCUGCUCAUUAAACCUCCAGUCCUAUGACUCCGAACAAAUUAUUUGGUUGAAUGUAAUCAGUGAAGUUACAGAUGUUGAAAGGUUUUCUAUGAACACAAUAUAAUUGUUAUUUUAUUUUAUUUGUUUUUUUUACAAUAGUUGUGCUCAGAAAUGCACUAGGUAUGUACAUUAUAUCUAAUGGGAUUCUUAUUAUAAACAAAUCACAUGAAUGCCAAAACA
Gambusia affinis (western mosquitofish) is the source of this 3156-nucleotide messenger RNA. RefSeq names its product ADP-ribosylation factor-like 6 (gene arl6). NCBI's taxonomy places the organism in Eukaryota, Metazoa, Chordata, Actinopteri, Cyprinodontiformes, Poeciliidae. Gene Ontology annotation, biological process: cilium assembly; vesicle-mediated transport; protein localization to cilium. Gene Ontology annotation, molecular function: GTP binding; GTPase activity. The record is from RefSeq and is a predicted model, not a curated record. The transcript has 8 exons. The coding region runs from base 224 to 781 and encodes 185 amino acids. Gene Ontology annotation, cellular component: cytoplasm; axoneme.